AUGGGAAUAGAAGGGGAAGAUGGAGUUGUGGAACCAGCAACAGGACUUCUAGGAUCCCACUUUGGAAGCUCUGACAGACUCCAGCAAAGUGGUUGGUUCAGCUCAGUCAGAUGCCCCCGCGGCACCGGACUUCCUGCACGGCUGGGAGAACCAAAUGGUGAUGCAGAUUGCCAAAUAUCUCGACAUGAUCUCGGUUCAAGAUGUGCUGUUGGCACAACAUCCAAUCAUUUGGUAAUUGAUCUCAAGUUCAUCCGGAUGCCGAUGAUGGGUUUCCUGGUUCCUACCAUCAUGUUUGCUCGUGAUCAUUUCUCACAACAAUGCUUAACCUGUGAAGAGGAGUCUAGGCCACCAGAGAGCCCCGUAAUCCUGGGCUAUGCUAAACGUCUCUGGAGAUGGCUUGUGAAGUCAGACUCGUCCGUGAUCACGGAUACGGACGAACUACCUAGCCACGAUGUUACGGUCCUCGCAAGACGGCGCAGCGUUCGUCGAGAGAUGGCAGUCUAUGUCGCAUUCGGAAUUAGUUCAGGAAGUUUGAUCGUCAUGGCAAUGUUCAUUAACGGGUGGUCUAUUGAUGAAUCUACAGAAGCGUUUGAGAAGUUGGCAAAGGUGGCCUUCAAACGUCGAAAAGUUUUAGAUAUCCCUUUCCUGUCCCGCAUAUAUGAGCUUUUGAAGUCGUACUUAGCUGAUGGACUAUACCCAGCAGAAAAUAUCGAGGCAGCAUUGCAGGCAGUCUUCGGAAAGGACAAGAGUAUCUUGGAUUACUCACAUGCAACUUCUAUAGGUGCCCGAGUAGGCUUGCCCGUCGCUACUAUCCGUGAACCAUCGAGCUGCAUUUUUACCAACUAUAACGGGGUGGGAACCCGAGACGAGGAUCAUAUAGAUCAACAGUGCUCUCGUUGCCUACGGGUUGUCGAGGAAGGCACUAAAAGGUCAUCUUGUAAACCCGAGCCUCCCAGUCUUGAGGCAACUCGCCCUUAG
Messenger RNA from Hyaloscypha bicolor E, 978 nucleotides. RefSeq lists its product as uncharacterized. The coding region runs from base 1 to 978 and encodes 325 amino acids. Gene Ontology annotation, biological process: arachidonate metabolic process. The record is from RefSeq and is a predicted model, not a curated record. Lineage: Eukaryota; Fungi; Ascomycota; Leotiomycetes; Helotiales; Hyaloscyphaceae. Gene Ontology annotation, cellular component: membrane. The transcript has 4 exons.